CAAAUUGGCUGCGUUAGCGAAAUGUUGUGGACUAACUGGCUGCUGGCUGCACUAUGGCAGUUGUGCUGCAUUUGGCCAAGGAUUCCGGCCUUUGACUAUUGCGAUCCUGCGCUCUGUCCGGGCCCCGAGAAGCAUAUUGCCUGCAGUAAUUUUGGUGAACUGGCGGAAAACUGCAGUCCGGAUGCGCAUGUGGUGCGUAUUACAUCAGCUAGACGCAAUAUGAUUCUCAACGAAUUGAAUGAGUAUCGUGAUCGGAUUGCACGCGGCGACCUGGUCGGCUUCAAUCCUGCCACACGCAUGGCCACACUGCAAUGGGACCCGGAGCUGGCCAGCUUUGCGGAAUUGAAUGUGAAACGAUGCGCUUUGGUCAAUGAUCAUUGCCGCAACAGCGAUCAGUUUCGCAAUGUCGCCCAGGUGGUGGCCGAAGGCGGUUGGCAGGGCUCGCCAAAUGGUGGCAAGGAUUCAAGCGAUCCCGUCGAAUACCACACCGAGGACGAGGUGAUCAAGGCAACGCUGGAGCAAAUGUUUGCCGAAUACAAAGAGUGCAGCAUGCGCGAUAUCAUUGCCUACAGUCCGCCCAUUAACAGCAAGUGCAUUGCGUACUUUACACAACUGGUCAGGGACAGCACCACCCAUGUCGGGUGCGGCAUACUCCGUCAGACGCGCAACGUCAGCAACAAUGCCGGCCAAUGGCUGCUCAGUACGCAUCAGUAUAUGACCUGUAACUUUGUCCGGGGCAACGAUGUGAAUGCGCCCGUUUAUCAGAGCGGCGAUAGAGCGGCAGUCGAUUGCCGCACCGGACGCAAUCCGCAAUUCAUCAAUCUUUGCUCCAUCAACGAGAUAUACGACAACUCUGGCAUGGCUGGCUUUAGUUUCUACUAAAAAGUCAUUAAAUAUAUUUGAUAUACAUAUGGUAUGUAAUGGUUAUAUAAAAUAAAAUGCAUUUAAAAUC
Messenger RNA from Drosophila hydei, 952 nucleotides. RefSeq names its product venom allergen 3. The transcript has 3 exons. The coding region runs from base 22 to 882 and encodes 286 amino acids. NCBI's taxonomy places the organism in Eukaryota, Metazoa, Arthropoda, Insecta, Diptera, Drosophilidae. The record is from RefSeq and is a predicted model, not a curated record.